GGAGGGGGGCGGCGGGCGGCGGGCGGCGGGCGGCCGACUGGGUUCUGGCACUCGGGUGGAGGGGAGCGUGGUGAAGCGGCAGACCUGCGCCUGCGGCGUUCCGGUCGGGAACCGGUGCAGGGCCGCCCGCGGGGGUGAGAGGGGCCCGGGCUCCCGGCCGCCUCCCGACCGGCCCGCCGCGGCAGAGCCGCCCCCUGGGCCGAGGCCGGCCCGCCGUCUCGCAGGGGCGCGGCUCGGCUGAAGGAGCCCGUAUCCCGGGCUUCGCCGAGCGGCUCCGCUCUGCAGAGGCCGGCGGUCGUCAGGGUCGCCAGGCCCUCAGCCCGGCGGUGACUUUGUUGGGCCUGAGGGGAAGCAGGACGGGAUCAUUUGUCUCUGCACCUCAAAUGGGAUGUUCAUGUUUAGGUGACUAACUACAGGAACAUCAAAAUGCCUAAUCUUGAACACCCAGCGUACCCAGCAGCCACACUGCUUCAGCUGGAAAGUUUGGUGCCUUGUCGAGAAUCCCAAGUGUCCAUGUUGCUGUCAAUAUUUGGGGAGCGUCAGCAAUUUAGUUUUCCAUCCAUCUUUAUCUAUGGACAUACAUCUAGUGGAAAGACUUAUGUGAUGCAAACUCUUCUAAACACCUUAGAGCUUCCUCACGUGUUUGUGAACUGUGUGGAAUACUUUACUUCACGACUGCUUUUAGAAGAAAUUCUCAUCCAAUUGCAAAGCUGUUCUUCUGAGACAGAACAGACUUCUCAUGUGCCUUGUGAUACUUUCAAUGACUUUGUACGCCUGUUUAAACAAGCUGUUGCGAGUCGAGAGCUUCAAGAUCAAACAUUAUACAUUGUACUGGAUAGAGCAGAGCAGCUGAGGGAAAUGGAAGCAAACAUCCUGCCAGCAUUUCUUAGGCUUCAAGAGUUGACUGACAGAAAUGUGACAGUUGUCCUACUCAGUGAAAUAGUAUGGGAACUGUUCCGUCCAAAUACAGGAUGCUUUGAGCCAUUCACCUUGUAUUUUCCUGAUUACAGCAUAGGGCACUUGCAGAAGAUCUUGUCUCAGAAUCAUCCCCCAGAAUAUUCUGCAGACUUCUAUGCUGCAUAUAUCAAUAUUCUGCUUGGUGUCUUCUACAUGGUCUGUAGGGACCUGAAGGAACUUCAGCAUCUGGCAGUGCUCAAUUUUUCUAAAUACUGUGAACCAGUGGUCAGAGGAGAAGCAAAUGAACGUGACACCCGCAAACUCUGGAAAAAUAUUGAACCUCAUUUGAAGAAGGCAAUGCAGACUGUUUAUCUCCGGGAAGUAUCCAGCUCACAGUGGGAGCGGUUACAGCGUGACAAUGGAGAACCUGGGCAGUUGAAAGGACUUUCUGCACAUACACAUGUGGAGCUUCCUUAUUAUUCCAAAUUUCUUCUAAUAGCUGCUUACCUUGCCUCCUACAAUCCUGUUCGGACAGAUAAGAGGUUCUUUCUUAAGCAUCACGGGAAAAUUAGAAAGACCAACUUUAUGAAGAAGCAUGAAAAGACCAGCAAUCACCUCCUUGGGCCAAAGCCAUUUCCCCUGGACAGAUUGUUAGCAAUAUUAUACAGUAUUGUGGACAACAGAGUUACUGCAACUGCAAAUAUAUUUUCCCAGAUCACCUCUCUUGUGACUCUCCAGCUGUUAUCUGUGGUUGACCAUAAUAACCAGCUUGAUGGACCACGAUAUAAAUGUAUUGUAUCUCUGGACUUCAUCAGAGCUGUUGCCCGCUUCCUGCAAGUUUUAACCGUACAUGGGGAGGUUAUAUUUACUGCAGAGAAGGAGCUACUUUGCCGUUACAACCAAAUAAAUUUCAAGACUGUGAACUUCGACAUAAUAAAGUACUUGUACGAUUUCUUGUGAAAACAAGCUUCACAGCCAUAUGGACACUGUGACAAUGACUAAGGCAAGCUGUGUUCAUCUCUCUACUUAGCUGGCCAGAAAGAAGAGUAUUUUGGCUCUUUUGGAUUUGUCCAAACAGGUGCUGGCCCAGCAUGGAACCUGAUGAAAAUACUCUGAUUGGUCUGGGUGGAUCUGAGCAGAGGACUAUUUACCAGGGACCCUGGAGUAUUUGGAAGCAAUGUGUUAAUUAUAAACAGCAGGGUUUGAGCACAAUCUGUUCUACUCUUAAUGAUGUUAUCUUAACACUGAAAUUGCCUGAAACCCAUUUACUUAGGACUGCAUUUUGCUCUAUGAACUCUCCCCAGUGCUUUGAACAUGGCAGCAGCCCUUGUUUGUAUGCCCAGUCUUUUCACUUCCUCUCCACAGGAAUCUUUGCAAUUGCCUGCCAAAGCAGCUUUUCCUGAGGCCACCAUUUUAGGAGAGUGAAGUAGCAAAAUAUAAUAAACAUAAGAACUUACUUAAAAUCAAGCUGGUAUAAAUCCUUCUUUCUCUUCAGUUGUAUGUAGGCAGACUGUUACACUGUUAUAUAGAGAUCACAAUGAUAGGAAACUCCCAGUUAAUGGCUAUACUGUCUUUUUUCAGACCAUUCAUAAAUGUUGACUAUGAGUCUGCUUUUAUGAAGCUUUAUUUUAAAAAAUCAUUGAUACUUAAAAGUUCUACCCUGAUGUCAAACUUGAAAGGUUAUGUUUUUCUUUAAACAUUUUAUAGUCCUUUUACACUUAUCCAGUUAUAUUAAGUGCUAAUUAUAAUGCUGUUUGGUAUGACUGUACUUUAAGAUACACGCCGUGUAAUGGCUUUUGUAACAAUAUUUGUCCUGUAGAGGAGGAUGGCACGGUGGCCUUUCCAUCAGAAAGGGAGAAAUUCAACAGGUGAGAGAGUAUUCCUGCAGCAGUUCCCCAAAAGAGGCAGAAUAGUGAAUUAUCCAUGUGGUGUUAUAACAUAAAACUUCAGUUUCGGAAAUACAUGAUGGAAUACACUGCAGUUACAUUUGUCUCCAGUUUACAAGUAGAGGAUUCCCAGCUGCUGCUAAUUUUAUGGGGUUUUAAAAUCCCCUGGUCCAGUUCAUGAAUCUGAAGAUUUGUAUCACCUUCUUGAAAACUCCAGGUCCUGUUACUCAGAUGUUUUACUCCUGAAUGCUGGCUGUUCGGCAGUACGAGACCAUGCCAUGUCUAAUGUUGACCAUUAUGGUUUUUUCCAAGGAAAAAUCAUUCUUUCCCUGCCUUGCUCUGGUAUUGGAAAUGGUCAAAUAUCCUGAACAGGUGGGGCUUUUUAUUUUUCCUUUCUCUCCCUGCCCCCAGUUGUGGGUAUGUAACCAGGCUUCUGGAUUCAGACCCAAAUGAACAAGUUCCAGGUGAAUCUAAGCGACAAAAGCUCUUUCUGGCCAAGCUGUCACUUCCCCCCUCAGAAUAGUGUGAAAGGGCAGCAAUGAGUCAUCUCCGUGAUCCCUUUUCCUUCCUACCGCUGAGCACUGAAUCAAACCCUGCACCUGUCCAUGAGGUGGCAACAUUUGUCACACUUACUGAAGUGCUUGGAUGCAAAUACACGACGUGUUUCAAAAUGUUUACUACCUGCUUUUGUUUUUUCUAAUAAAAAUAUAUGUAAGGUGAACUUGG
Molecule: messenger RNA, 3509 nt
Organism: Phalacrocorax carbo (great cormorant)
Lineage: Eukaryota; Metazoa; Chordata; Aves; Suliformes; Phalacrocoracidae
Source: RefSeq, a predicted model, not a curated record